UGUUCAAUGUCGAUCUACAUUUUAACUUUCUUCAACAAAACAAGAGUCUUAAUUACUAUAUAAUGUGAUUUAUUAGAUGUGCAUUAUUUUAUAUAUAAAUCAUAAAGUUUACUGCACAAAAAAUGGGCGACAGCAGCGAUUCCGAGGAGUUUUAUGAUGCUGAAGAGUUUACACCCACCAAGGGCUCGAAAAGGUCAUCUCUGUGUAAAAGCACCAGUGUGACAGAGAGUUCUGAUGUGCCAGUUCAGGACAAAACAAAAAUCACAAAUACUGAUCAAACAUUGUCCGUUGGAACCAGUACGCCCACAGCUGAAGUCACUCCCGAAGAUGAUAGGAAUUCUAUUAAAAAUGUGGUGCAAGGCAGAAGACGAUUUCAAGAGCUGCGUCGUUGCAUGCAAACUGAAGAGGAUGAUGAAGGGAUUCCUGAAUUAGAAAAUGAUCAACAGACAUAUACUUUAGAACAUCCAUUUAAAGUAAUAGCCCACGACACUAUGAGCUUGCAGAGUAUGACGUCACUCGGCAGAAUUGGAAGGAUACUAAGCGGAGCUGCUGAAUCUCAACCAAACAUUCGCGAUUCCAUGACCGGCCAGUGCUCGUCGCGAGAGCCUUCCACCAUAUCCGACGACCCCGUCCCUACAGACUGUCGAACUCAGAACGUUCUGGCCGAGCCCGACGUGAUAGCCAGUACGAAGGCGAACAGCCUGAAGGCGCGGGGAGGGGGCGUGGCGACGGCGAGCGGGGCGCGGGGCGGGGGUGCCGCCGUGGUGACGCCGAGCGGGGCGCGGCCCGUGGCGCCGCCCCGGAAGAAGAAACGAAACAAGCUGCACGGCUCUCAGUCGUUGUCGCGCGGAGAGGGCGAUGACGUCAGCAUCUGCACCACCGACACAGACGAGAUCCGAUAUGUGCCGAGGCGAGCGGGAGACAUACCCGGUCUGGACUCUCUCGUUGUAGAGCCCCCACCGUCUAGUUCGGCGAACCAGUCCAUGGCUCUACCCAGCCCGGCCAGCACCAUAGAAUCGCUAACCAGAGAAUUUCAAGACUCAUUGGAAUUAUCCCAAUCUAAAUAUGCUAGCGACCGCUCGUCCCCCGAGUGGUCGGGCGUUGCCGCCGCGCGCCCCCGGAAGGACUCCACGCUCGACAUCAAACACGCCCUGAGAGGUGAAUACGUGGUGAAGCCUUCAGACGACGACCGGGUCCGCAGCUCCGGCUCCAGGACUCACAGCGAGAGCCGGACGGCGCCGACCACGGGACAUUCGAGUUUGGGAUCCGGGAACAAGGGCCGCGGGGAGGGGGGCGCGGGGCGGCGGCGCUCGGCGGGGGACGAGGCAGCGCUGGUGGGCGUGGCGCUGCGCACGCGCACCACGUCCGGGCACCACCUGUCCGACAUAGAGAUCCUGGAGCAGGUCACCGUGCUCAAUCUGGACACCGGUGAGCGAGUCCCGCUGAGCGUCGCUGAGCACAAACUGCCGCAGUGCAUCAACCCGCUGAGUCUGCACAUCAUGCGGAUCACGUCGGAGUACAUCGGCCGGACCAACGACGACGAGACCACCAGGGAGACAGAUGAAGAAAGCGAAAGCGUUAUUCCGGGCGGAGCCGACGACGAAAGCAAAGAAACGAAACGCGAAUCAACAGACAGACAGACAACCGGCAUCAAGAGAAAAACCGAAAAGUUAAUAAUGAACGAUAUAGUGAAAAGUCACUCGCAGGACAACAUUAACAGGAGACUGAAACAGGACGUGAACAUGAGGUUAAAACGUUUCUUCGGGAGCACGAUGAAGAAAACCGUGGACGCGGCCAAGUCGUUGGCGCAGGAGGUGUCGCACGCGCGGCACAAGGAGGACGUGGCGGACAUAGCGGAUGACGUCCGCGGCGAGCACAACAUCAAGCUGAAGGCCUCCAACUCGCACAAGGGACCCUACGACUUCGACGGCUGCGUGCGUCACGUACAGGAAAUGGGGUCGGGGCACUGCGGCGCGGUGUGGUGCUGCAAGUUCAGCGUGUGCGGGCGCCUGCUGGCCACGGCCGGCCAGGACCGCCUGCUGCGCGUGUGGGCCACCAGGGACGCGCACCACAUGUUCCAGGACAUGCGGACGAAAUACAACGCGGAACAGAAGUCGUCCCCCACCCCCUCGCAAGAGUCCCUGGCUUCCCUGGCCCCCCUAGCGCCGCCCCCCGCCCCCGAGGACGCCCCCCUCGGUCCCUCCGCCCCUUUCUGUCCCAAACCGUUCUGCGUCUACUCCGGUCACACUUCCGACCUGCUGGACGUGUCCUGGUCGAAGAACUACUUCAUCCUGUCCAGCUCCAUGGACAAGACGGUCAGGCUGUGGCACAUCUCCCGGGGGGAGUGCCUGUGCUGCUUCCAGCACAUUGACUUCGUCACGGCCAUUGUGUUCCAUCCCAGAGACGACAGGUACUUCCUGUCGGGCAGUCUGGACGGGAAGCUGAGGCUGUGGGAUAUACCUGAUAAAAAGGUGGCGGUCUGGAACGAGGUGGACGGCAAGACGAAGCUCAUCACGGCGGCCAACUUCUGCCAGAACGGCAAGUUCGCCGUCGUGGGCACGUACGACGGCCGCUGCAUCUUCUACACCACCGACCAGCUCAAGUACCACACGCAGAUCGACGUGCGCUCGACCAGGGGCAAGAACUCCACCGGCCGCAAGAUCAGCGGCAUCGAGCCCAUGCCCAACGACGACAAGAUCCUCGUCACGUCCAACGACAGCAGGAUCCGGCUGUACGACCUGCGCGACCUCAACCUCUCGUGCAAGUACAAGGGCUACGUGAACGUGUCGAGCCAGAUCAAGGCGUCGUUCUCGCACGACGGCAAGUACAUCGUGAGCGGCUCCGAGAACCAGUGCAUCUACAUCUGGAAGACGCACCACGACUACUCCAAGUUCACGUCGGUGCGGCGCGACCGGAACGACUUCUGGGAGGGGAUCAAGGCUCACAACGCGGUGGUCACGUGCGCCGUGUUCGCGCCCAACCCCGACCACAUGAUCCGCAUGAUCAACGAGCGGGAGCAGCAGCUCAGGCUGGCCGGCGACGCGCCCGACCAGGAGGACGACCGCCUGAAGGGGCGCGAGACGGGGCUGGUGUCGUCCUCGCAGCCGGGCCACGUGCUGGUGAGCGCGGACUUCAACGGCUGCAUCAAAGUGUUCGUGCACAAGGCCAAGCCCAAGCACAGCUCCCUGCCCGCCUCCGCGCUCGCAAAUGGAAAGUCGAGCAGUCGAGCCAGUUGAAGACUCCAGUAAGUAUCACACAACACAACACCCUGUAUAACUAAGCAACGGGAAUUCAAGAAGGAUGUACUCUUUGGGCUUUGACAUAAGGUUGAAAUUACGAACGUGGGAUUUUUUUAAAUGCAACUGUACGCAUCAUCGAGAAGCAGAUCAAUAUAUCGGUAACCUCUCCAAGUUUUACAAUACUGUAGUACCGUGAAUGUCAGCCAAACAUUAUUUAUAUGUAUAUAUUAUUUCCUACAAAUAUGUAAUGUUACAAAAACAAUCAGUUCCCAGUCCGGGCCUUAUGUACUGACGACAGAACAGUGAGCUUAGUGUGAGUUUUUUAACUUUUCGAUCGCGUAAAAGUUAACUCGAAUUUGUAUGGAGUUUGACAGCGUUUCUACGUUUGCCGCUAAGGGCGCUGUUCCAACUGUGGCCGCUCGGUGGACUCGAUAUACUACAAUAAAUAUUUAUAUGCUCUAACAUGCUCUAACUCUCUUAAACACCUACUAACGUCUAUCCGAAAUAAGCGAUCACAUGUCGUUAAUGUCCCGAGCGUCAACAUCGACGCGUCCUCCCCCCAACCCGCCCGGCCUCCCCCUCGCUCCCCCCGCACGCGCUGCCGACACACAUCUCAGAUACUUUUGGCAGUUUAUGUGAAAACAAAAAAAUGCGCGUGCAACUUGGUGCACGUGAAUGAAGUGAAACUUCUUUUUCGAUGUGUAGUAUUGUGGUUUUCUUCAUUUUUCGUCCUUAAAUCAGCUUGCU
Bombyx mandarina (wild silkworm) is the source of this 3986-nucleotide messenger RNA. RefSeq names its product WD repeat-containing protein 44. The record is from RefSeq and is a predicted model, not a curated record. NCBI's taxonomy places the organism in Eukaryota, Metazoa, Arthropoda, Insecta, Lepidoptera, Bombycidae. Gene Ontology annotation, molecular function: protein binding.